Bacidia gigantensis is the source of this 1125-nucleotide messenger RNA. RefSeq lists its product as uncharacterized. Gene Ontology annotation, cellular component: plasma membrane. Lineage: Eukaryota; Fungi; Ascomycota; Lecanoromycetes; Lecanorales; Ramalinaceae. Gene Ontology annotation, molecular function: water channel activity. Bases 1 to 1125 code for a protein of 374 amino acids. Gene Ontology annotation, biological process: transmembrane transport. The transcript has a single exon. The record is from RefSeq and is a predicted model, not a curated record.
AUGCUCAGGCGUCCAAAAGGCUCAGUCGACUUGAUCAAAUUCUCCUAUGUCGCUGAUGAUGGCUUUCUCAAUCAUCCCCUCUCCUUCUCCCCCAAAAUGUCGACGAUGGAGAAGCAGACUCAAAGCCAUGCUACCCCCAGGUUCCUCCCACAGCGGCAUCACUCCUUGCCCAAUGGCCUCGCUGAUACCACCCAAAGUUCUUUGACACCCUACAUAAAGCCCUUCGCUGGACGCCUCGGCGGAGUGCAGGAUUUUGUGCUUGAUCGGUCUGACCCAGCCAAUGCCUCCAUUCUCCAGGAAACCCCUGAUGCAGCUCCUCUCAUGUCCCUUCGUGAGACCUUCUCACUCCGAGGUUUUCGUUCCCGGGACAUGUGGGAAGCCGCAGUGAUAGAGGGCCUUGGCAGUAUGUUGCUGGUCUAUCUAACGACAUGGAUAGCUGCCCAUCCCGCUGGUCCACCUGUGGCUCCAGAUUCGUUGGCGGGAGUGUACUCGACAUCCGCUUUCUUUGGACCACUCAUCGGUGGGUUGACCAACUGGAUCAUCCUGACGGUCUUCAUUUACAGCUUUUCGAGCGUGAGCGGCGCGCAUCUCAAUCCAACGAUUAGUAUCGCGACCUUUCUUGCCCGAUUGACGAGCUUACCUAGGAUGGUUUUGUAUGUCGCCUUCCAGACCGCCGGGGGCGCUUUGGCUGGGUUGAUGCUGCGAGCCUCCUAUGGGUCGAGGCAUUUUGAUGUUGGGGGCUGUAGUGUGGACGACGCGGUCGUUUCUGUAGGCGAAGCGUUCUCAAUUGAGUUUAUGAGUACCUUGAUUUUGUUGUUUCUGGCAUUCGGAGUCGGAUUGGAUCCUAGACAGAAACAGAUCUUUGGGCCAGCCCUGGCACCGGCCCUCGUAGGCCUGGUACUUGGUGUCAUCAGCUUUGGAACAGCUUUCACGAAACCUGGCUACGGAGGUGCUUGUAAGUUUUUCAAAUCCCUCUCGCCAACCCCAGUCAUAGCCAUGGCGCGCAUUCUCGUAAAAGAGAAGCUAUUGACAAAUCUUUUUCAUCCAGCAAUGAACCCUGCCCGUUGCCUCGCCGUAUAUGUCGGUACAAGAUUUCCUGGUUAUCAUUGGAUACAUUGGGUAUGA